Molecule: messenger RNA, 2065 nt
Organism: Chrysemys picta bellii (western painted turtle)
Lineage: Eukaryota; Metazoa; Chordata; Testudines; Emydidae
Gene: FAAP20
Product: FA core complex associated protein 20
Cellular component (GO): Fanconi anaemia nuclear complex
Molecular function (GO): ubiquitin binding
Source: RefSeq, a predicted model, not a curated record
CUGUUGUUUGUGGUGAAAUCCCAUAUUGAGUGGUGAUCUGUUACUUGCCACUGCAUUUCUUUUGCCUAUAGGACAUUAAAUCCUGCCUCAGAACUUGUGUGAAUUUGCAACUUACAAGUUCACCCACUGUAGAGGUUUCAGUGGAUACGGAAAUGAUUCAAGUUUAGUUCCUGAAAAGUAUUUUAGUUAUAUGCAGUUUUUCCAGCUGGCAGUGUGGGCUGGGCCAGCAAAUAUAAAAGUGGUGAGAUUCCUACUUCUGGUUGUUAAUAGUGAGAAGGGCAGACCUCUAAACACAUUUUCACACAGUCCAAUAUACAAGCCCUUUGCUAAGAAAAACAAAUAUUUUUCCCAGACCCAGCAGAAAAUGUUCACCUAUUGAGCAUUACGCUUACAGUAAAUGCUAAAGAAUUAAAGGUAUUCUCAUCAUAUGUGGCCUUUAUUAGAUUGUCAUGAAGAUAGCCUGUAUGCAGUGUUGUAGGUGUGUUGGUCCCAGGAUAUUAGAAAGACAAAGUGAAGGAGGUACUAUCUUUUAUUGGACCAACUUUUGUUGGCGAGAGAAAGAAGCUUUCAAGCCUACACACAGCUUUUCUUCAGAACAUUGGCCAACAGAUACUCCUGGUUUGAACAACAAGGAUUAAGUGAGUCUGAAAAUAUGUGGAUGCUGAUACUGAAGGCUGUCAAUCCAGAUCUAAAACCCACAAGCUGGGAAACAGUGCCCAGUUUACCAGAAUUUUUUGGACAGAAUUCUGAAAAUGAGAAGAACCCACCAAAACCAGAAGUCUUUAAGGUAGGAAUGAAAGAUUUUCAAUGGAUACCUCUCCCAUCUUUCUACAAAGAAAAAGCUCUUAAUAGAAAGAAUCCAAGCUGCUGUCACAUAUCAAAAAGUCAAACUGAGCAUCUAAUGGAAAGAGAGGACCAAGCAGACCAAAACCAGCUAAAUAUUGCUCCUGUAGUUGAGAAAAUAUCCCUUGCAGUUAAUGACAAUCCAGAUGAGAUCAUAAGAAUGAAACACAGCAGAAAAAGUUCUUCAAAACUGAAAGAAAAAGAAAGGACUGAAAAGUAUGAACGUAAUCAAUUUACAGAUUCAAUACUGCAUUCUGUACCAGCAUCUACCCAAAGUCUUGCAAAAGAUUUUUGUCUUCCACAGCUCUGUAAAGGGACUGUGCUGAGUGAAGAGAAAAACAGAAAAGAAAAUGAAAGCAAAGGACAACAGUCAUAUGCACAAAUGUACCAACAUAAUGUUUUAUUAGGUGAGACCAGAUCUACAUCUGCAGAAAUAAAAUCUCCUGUUGACAUCCCCAAAAUGGAAGGUCUUGAGGAAAAGGCUGAGGAUCAGAGAGCAGGAACUUUAACUCUUGACAGUUGUCCGAUGUGUCUAAUCCAGUUUACUGGAAUAUUGUCACAGUUGGACAUUGACAGCCAUCUUGCUAAAUGUUUGUCUGAAAGUGCAGAUGAUGUGAUUUGGUAAAAGAACAAGAAUGAAGAGCCAAGAAGUCAGAUGCUAAGAUAUGAAUCUCUCUAAGAAAAAAGGAAAGUAUAUCAAGAAAAUGUGUCCUGAUAGAAUGUGUAUUAAACUUGUAUAAUUGAAAAACAAAAAAAGGUCAGAAAUACCAUCAGCCUCUAUUCAUUUCCUCUGAACCGCUCUGUGUAUCCAUUGUAUCCCUGAUCCUGCAAAGAGAACUGUGUGGGCAUACUUCUAGAUGGUGUGGAGCCCCACCGAAUGCAUAUCAAAAAAGUACUAUUAUGGCUCCUUGAAGUACAGUAUCUGUUCUCUUUUGCCAGGUAUUUAAAUUGUUAUGCUUUUGAAAGGUAUAGCAGGAAGAGGUUGAUGCAAGAAAUUUUCUUAUAGACUGUUAAUUCUGUAGACUGUUAAUUUGCCUAAUCCAAAUGUCAUUGAAUCCAGUGACUUCAACAGGCUUUGUAUCAGGUUCUAAAUGGUUAACUCUUUGGAAAGUAAAUUGCCUGAUACUUUGGGUACUACAGCAUUUUUUAAUGUCUGUUUAGGCUUUUAAAUUUCAGUUCAUGCUUUAUUUGAAAAAAAGUUUAAAUAAAAAUCUAGCUGGAA